Messenger RNA from Charadrius vociferus (killdeer), 1628 nucleotides. It is a transcript of the gene ATAD3A, whose product is annotated as ATPase family, AAA domain containing 3A. The coding region runs from base 27 to 1571 and encodes 514 amino acids. NCBI's taxonomy places the organism in Eukaryota, Metazoa, Chordata, Aves, Charadriiformes, Charadriidae. Gene Ontology annotation, cellular component: mitochondrion. Gene Ontology annotation, molecular function: ATP hydrolysis activity; ATP binding; zinc ion binding. Gene Ontology annotation, biological process: mitochondrion organization. The record is from RefSeq and is a predicted model, not a curated record. The transcript is spliced from 15 exons.
CGAAAGAUGCUCUCAGUCUUGCCCAGAUGCAAGAGCAGACCUUGCAGCUGGAACAGCAAACAAAACUUAAGGAGUAUGAAGCUGCUAUAGAACAACUGAAGAAUGAGCAGAUACGGGUACAAGCAGAAGAGAGACGAAAAACACUCAGUGAAGAAACGAAACAGCAUCAAGCACGAGCCCAAUACCAGGACAAAUUGGCAAGGCAGCGCUAUGAUGAACAGAUGCGACAGCAGCAACUGGCUAAUGAAGAGAAUCUGAGGAAGCAGGAAGAAUCAGUACAGAAGCAGGAAGCCAUGAGGCGUGCUACUGUCGAGCGAGAGAUGGAGCUGCGGCAUAAGAAUGAAAUGCUGCGUGUCGAGGCAGAAGCAAGAGCCCGUGCCAAGGCUGAGCGGGAGAACGCAGACAUCAUUCGGGAGCAGAUCCGCUUAAAAGCUGCUGAACAUCGCCAAACAGUGCUAGAGUCCCUCAAGACAGCUGGGAUGCUUUUUGGGGAAGGAUUCCGUGCCUUUGUAACAGACUGGGAUAAAGUUACGGCCACGGUGGCAGGCCUAACCCUGUUGGCAGUGGGUGUUUACUCUGCUAAGAAUGCCACGGCAGUAGCGGGGCGAUACAUAGAAGCACGUUUGGGCAAACCUUCCCUGGUGAGAGAAACCUCCCGCAUUACUGUGCUGGAGGCGCUGAAGCAUCCUAUCAAGGUUGGUAAGCGUCUUACCAGCAAGGCUCAGGAUGCCCUUGAAGGAGUUGUUCUCAGUCCACAGUUAGAAGCACGUGUGAGAGACAUUGCCAUAGCAACAAGAAAUACGAAAAAAAACAAAAGCCUAUACAGGAAUAUUCUGAUGUAUGGUCCCCCUGGCACUGGAAAGACGCUCUUUGCCAAGAAAUUAGCUGUGCACUCAGGCAUGGAUUAUGCCAUCAUGACUGGUGGCGAUGUUGCCCCCAUGGGGCGGGAAGGAGUUACUGCCAUGCAUAAACUCUUCGACUGGGCAAACACCAGUAGGAGAGGCCUCUUGCUAUUUGUGGAUGAAGCGGAUGCAUUUCUGCGGAAGAGGGCAACAGAGAAAAUCAGUGAAGAUCUCAGAGCAACUUUAAAUGCUCUCUUGUUUCAUACUUCCAGGUUUAUGCUUGUUUUAGCAAGCAACCAGCCUGAGCAGUUUGAUUGGGCUAUCAAUGACCGAAUAGAUGAAAUGGUGAACUUCGAUCUGCCCCAGCUAGAGGAACGGGAGAGGCUUGUGAGAAUGUAUUUUGAUAGGCAUGUCUUGAAGCCAGCCACAGAGGGUAAACAACGUUUGAAGCUGGCCCAGUUUGACUACGGGAAAAAGUGCUCAGAGAUUGCCAGGUUGACAGAGGGCAUGUCUGGCCGAGAGAUCUCUCAGCUUGCCGUAGCAUGGCAGGCUGCAGCUUAUGCGUCAGAGGACGGUGUUCUUACAGAGGCCAUGAUCGAUGCCCGGGUAGCUGAUGCUGUGCAGCAACACAAACAGAAGAUGGAGUGGCUGAAAAUGGAGGGUGCUGAAGCAAGCAAAGGGGCUGGCAGCAACCCGCUCCUGCCUUUCCCCAAAGGAACACCAGUGUGAGAAGUCUGCGGGCUUUGGACCAGCAUGUGUGGUGGAGUGGCCACAGGAGAAAGCUGG